Molecule: messenger RNA, 2113 nt
Organism: Cannabis sativa
Lineage: Eukaryota; Viridiplantae; Streptophyta; Magnoliopsida; Rosales; Cannabaceae
Product: UDP-glycosyltransferase 92A1-like
Exons: 1
Coding region: 436-1899 (487 amino acids)
Molecular function (GO): UDP-glycosyltransferase activity
Source: RefSeq, a predicted model, not a curated record
CCUUCUAAAAAUCUUGGGAAAGAUGGUAUGUCAGCUAGAUGGUUUCUACCAGAAGUAUUGGGAAACUGUGGGCGUGGGUGAUGAUAUGUGUAUUUUUGUCUCAGUUUGUUGAAUGAGAAUGGAAGUAUUGUUAGUAUUAAUUCCACCUUGAUUACCCUUAAGGUUGAUGAGCCUAAGAGUGCUCUGAGUUCAGGCCUAUCGGUCUUUGCUAGCUUCCUUCUUCUUAUUAGUUCUUUUUUUUAAGCAUAAGUUUUUUAGUAUUCACUUUUGGCGUAUGAGCCAGGCUUUUUUGAUAAUAUAAUAUAUUUAUAUAUAUAAAUAUCAUGACUUUGCUAAGAAGAAACAUAUAUAUCAGAUAUCAUGUCGAUCUUUGCUAAAAAAAACACUUCAAAUAUAAUGGAUUCUUGAAUCUUAAUAUCAAACAUAACAAUCGAUAUGGAUCAUCUGCAUGUAGUGAUGCUGCCAUACAUGGCCCACGGCCACCUCACACCUUUCCUAGCACUUGCAACCCAGAUCAUCGACCGUUCCAACAAAAACAUUUCCGUCACCAUAGCCAACACUUCUCUCAAUAUUCGGUACCUUCGUUCAACCAUUUCUUCUUCCCAUGACGCGGACAAGAAUCAUCAUAACCAUCUCUUCUUCGCUGAGCUCCCAUUCUCCGGCCCCAAUGAGAAUACAGAGAACGUGCCACCAUCAAAGAUCGUCGACAUGCUCCACUCCUCCAGCAGUCUUGAGUUACCCUUCCGCCGCCUACUCCACGACAUAGCCGCCAAAGAAGGUCGUCCUGUGCUUUGCAUUAUCACCGACAUGUUUUUCGGUUGGGCCACUGAUGUUGCUAAGAGCGUUGGAACUCUCAACUUUACUUUCACAACUUGCGGUGCUUACGGAACACUAGCCACAGCUUCGACAUGGCUUCACCUUCCUCAUCGUCACACUAAUUCUCACGACUUUGUCUUGCCUGGGUUCCCUGAACGGUGUCGUUUUCAUCGCUCCCAGUUGAAUAAUGAAGUUAGAGAUGCGGAUGGAACGGAUCUUUGGUCGAAAUUCAUGCAGCCACAAAUCUCACUUUCACUCAAAUCUCAUGGUUGGUUCUGUAAUACAGUGGAGGAGAUCGAACCCCUUGGACUGGAGAGCCUUCGGAGUUUCCUUCAGCUCCCAGUUUGGGCUGUUGGAUGUUGUCCUUCAUUGAACAAACAUUCAUCACGGAAAGACCUGGGAAUUCCUUUUAAAACUUGUCUCGAAUGGCUCAACGAACAACGUCCGGAGUCUGUAGUAUACGUCUCUUUCGGUUCUCAGAACACAAUCGGAUCAGCCCAGAUGAUGGAAUUGGCCAAAGGAUUGGAAAAGAGUGGGAAGCCUUUCAUUUGGGUGGUGAGGCCUCCGCUUGGUUUCGAUAUUAAAGAAGACUUUCAAUCGGAAUGGCUUCCGGAAAGUUUCGAAAAAAGGAUGGCGGAAACCAAACAGGGGUUGAUUGUGAAAAACUGGGCACCACAAAUGGACAUUUUGUCCCACAAAUCGACGAGGCUGUUUUUGAGCCACUGCGGUUGGAAUUCGGUGAUUGAGAGCUUGAGCCAAGGUGUUCCGAUAGUGGCGUGGCCUUUGGCCGCGGAACAGGCCUAUAACUCGAAGAUGCUUGUGGAGGAGAUGGGAGUGUGUCUAGAGCUUACGAGGGGAAGUGAGAGCUGUGUUAAAGAUGAGGAUGUUAAGAGAGUGAUUGAAUUGGCCAUGGAUGGAGAAGCCAAGGGAAGGGAGAUAAGGAUGAAAGUCUCUAUUAUCAAAGAACAAAUUAAAAAUGCAACUAGGGAGGAAGGAAAUUUGAAAGGAUCCUCUGUCAAAGCGUUGGAUGAUUUUUUAUCCUUCGUUCAAACUCAAAUUAGUGUAGGAAGGUCAAGUGAUUAAUUAGUGAUGCUUUGGUGGGUUUUGAGGAGGAUUAUUGAGAGCUCUCUAUCUUCUUCGAAGUGCCCUUGGGUGUGCAUGAUAUGUAGAGGUUCCAUUCCACACUUUAGUCAUGGUUUGCUGCUUCUUUGUCUUAAUUAGUUAAUAUCGAUGUCUGUUGGUUUUGCAUUGUCUUGUUAUUCGGUUCUCUUACCCCUAUGCUGCUUUGUUUUCUGAA